AUGACCUGCCCCGACUGUGGGGGAACUUCUGUCUGGGACGACGACGUCUGCUCAUCCAUUUGCACAAAAUGUGGUACUUUAUCUGACUCUGCUCAGUAUGUCCUUGCCUCUCAUACAGAAUCGCAUGACUCUUUCGUCCGCCAGUUUCAACCUGGCUCAUGGCUAUCUUCCUCUGCCGCUCCUCUCAAAAAUAUUCACAAGCAUGGAUGGAAUCUCGCUGGGCAGCACAAAGAAGCGCGUGACAGAAGGAACGCUAUCGCCAUGAGCAUUUUCAUCAAUUCUGUCUUGACGAAAUUGAAAAAUCCCGGUUUGUCCCCACGUGCAGAAGCCAUUUUCACACAAGCUAUGACCAAAGGCAAAUACAGGUGGGGACGCAAGGCAAAGCUAGCUGCCGGUGCAUCCAUGGCUAUUGCCCUACGUGAGGCACAUAAGUCGGAUUCCCUCCGCGAUAUUGCCUUUUUCCUUGAUGACUCACCACUGUCUAUGUCGCGCGCAUUCGUGGCCGUGGUAUCUCUUCUGGAUUUUGACCUAAGUUCACCAGACUCAAUUGUCCAUCUUCCCAUCCUCUGGGCUCAUCUUCAGUCCUUAUUACAUCCUGAAACCGUGUCUUCCACUUCUCAUCUACCUCAGGACCUUGUUGCCAUCCUCACACCGUUGUCGUCUCAUGCGGUAUUGCGUACUGCUACCUCCCUAUCGGGUAUCAUCAACCGAGAGGCUUGCGCUACACACGUACUACAGUCUCCCACCCCUCCUAUCGCCUGUGCGAUGCUUAUUCUCGCACUUGAAGCGGAAACGCGCAACCCCCUGCCACACCUAAGUGAACUAGCCAACGCGCUCGCAUCGCGCUUUGGCUUUGCGCGUGGUGUAGUCACAUCGCGUUACAAGGCAUGCUAUGAUUUAAUCGAGGAAUGGAUCCGAGAGGUCCCUUGGCUCGAUCAGUUCGUAUACAAGGGGAAGGGCCGCGGUGCUUCUGCGCGAUCGAAAGUUCCGAAGCGCUCUAUUGUUGCGAAGGGAAUCAUGGAUGUCAUCCAAUUUCAAGAGGAGAUAUGGACGAAGAAAAUGACUGCACUUGGAAAGGCUAGUAUCGUAAUUGAGGCGGAUCCGACAGAGGAAGACAGCAAUAAGGAUGAUGGGGCUUUUUUUUCGGAGACAUCUUCAAUUACUGAACCUCCUGAGCUUUGUCAUCACCCGCCCCGCAAAAAACGAAAGACAUCUAGCGUCGAAGAUGCGUAUCAUUUUCUGCUUGAUCCUUUGUCCGCGAAAUCUUAUACUCUGUCGAACCCUAUGGUAUCCGAGGACCCGGGCGCUUCGACAACGCGUUCUGAUACUUCUUCACCUAUUUUAUCACCGCCAAGUGUUCCUUUUACGACGCAUCUCCUCAGUACUUCGUCGUACGAUUCGAAGCGUUCUCCUUCUCGUCUCCAACUACUAGCUCUUAGCCGAGGUGGCGGGUCUGCGGAGCACAUUCAUGACGAUGAACUAUUUGUAGCGGGUGAACUUGAAGGACUUCUUCGAAGCCAUGAGGAACAAGAGGCCCUGAAGCCACUGUUCAGACUCCAGUGGCAGGAAGAUGCCGACACAGUCGCACUCCACGCAAAUCGUGGACCAGAGACCGCCAGAAUGGAGGUGAGUCGGGGCUCGGGACGCGUCGAUAUGGAAGCUUUGGCACGGAUUCUAGGCGGGGAGGAGGUCUUUGAUGACAAGGAACAUGAGGCGGAAAGCGAGUCAUCAGCACCGACGACGCCGAGACAUGUUCAAUCAGACGCUGCCGAGGAGGUAAGCGCUUGGCGGCCACUUUCGCCCGGGGAUGCUUUUACGAGGCAUUGCACCAGUAUGGAUAGGUACGAAGAGGAGUACUGAUAUGUCUACGGGUUGGACCCAAGGCACCCCUGCGGUCGGUGCAGAUGUUCUUGUUUUUUCAUGCUACAGCACUUUUACUGUCAUGUAAGUAUCUAAGUGAAUAUCUCGCGCUCAGAAUGGUUAUUGAACUUGCCUUUUGUUUGAAAGCUGAAAUACAAGGUAACUUUUCAUUUGGUUCGUAUCUAGCCUGUGCAAUGAUGGCGAAUAUCACGCCUCCCUAGGUUGUGU
Messenger RNA from Suillus clintonianus, 2088 nucleotides. RefSeq lists its product as uncharacterized. Bases 1 to 1860 code for a protein of 619 amino acids. NCBI's taxonomy places the organism in Eukaryota, Fungi, Basidiomycota, Agaricomycetes, Boletales, Suillaceae. The transcript has 2 exons. The record is from RefSeq and is a predicted model, not a curated record.